AUGUCCCUCUACCUUCUAGCGUAUUUCCCAUUCAAUCGAACUCACACACAAAUGACAACCGAAGCAGUCAAGAGGCAAAAACUCGAAGCGACAGAGAGCUUAAAAGUGUUCUUGCGAUCAGACAAGGGUAAAGUACCCACCAAGGGCUCGGCGUUGGCGGCAGGCUACGAUUUAUAUUCGUCUGAGGACGCCGUGAUACCAGCUCAAGGCCAGGGGUUGGUCAGCACGGAUAUUUCGAUUAUUGUCCCCGUUGGAACCUAUGGCCGCGUUGCGCCACGCUCGGGAUUGGCUGUCAAGCAUGGCAUUUCGACUGGCGCAGGGGUCAUUGAUGCUGAUUACAGAGGCGAGGUCAAGAUUGUGUUGUUUAAUCACUCGACGCGGGAUUUUGAGAUUAAAACUGGGGACAGAAUUGCACAGUUGGUGUUGGAGAGGAUUGUAAAUGCUGAGAUUGAAACCAUCAGCGAGGCAGAAUUGACGAGCACCGACCGUGGUGCUGGUGGCUUUGGCUCAACUGGUAAGAAUUGA
Lodderomyces beijingensis is the source of this 525-nucleotide messenger RNA. NCBI's taxonomy places the organism in Eukaryota, Fungi, Ascomycota, Pichiomycetes, Serinales, Debaryomycetaceae. The record is from the annotation of a GenBank genome assembly.